AUGGCAGGAUUAAUGGAUAAUCAAGCAGCAUUGGAUUUAUUAUUAACAGAAUUUUUUCAUGCACCAUAUUAUAUGUCAUCGUCGGCUCGCACACAAGAGAUACGAGAGAGAGCUAUAGAUUUAAACACACUUUUAAACGUUUAUUCACAAGCAACUUACGUUAAUGAUGAUUUUGAUGCCGAAGACUUUCGUAAAUGGUGGAAAUCUAGACAUCAUAAGGACUUUAGGGGAGCAAAAAAUAAUCGACCAAUUUCAUUUUUAAUAAUUUAUUCUUUAUAUAACGAAUGGAAAGAGCAUGGUGUACCAACGAGUAGAAGUAUAUGUGAGAAAUGUAAUGAAAGAAAUUUAAGUGAAAAUUUUUGCCUAACUUGCGUUGAAAGUGGUAGUAAGAGUGUUUGUCCAAAAUGUUAUCCAAAUCUUGAAAUACCUUUACAAAAAUUUUGUAUCGGACAUUGGUUACAAAAAGAUGAAUGGACAUCUAAUAAUAAAUUAUUAGAUGAGUGCAUUCGUGCCACUCAGAUUAAACAAGAGUCGGAUCAAAUUUAUGGGGAAGUUUCCGUACCACAAUUUGUUCGCCGUCAUAGAAAUCAUUCCGGAAGGUCGUCUUCGUCAAGGGAUAGUGAAGCAAAAUCUCGUGAAGUUCGGGCUAAGCAUGAAUUCGUUUCUUUUCCUUCAAAUUUUUUGGAAUGGAUUCCUUUUGAACAAUUUAAGGAUGUUCAAGUCAUUGGGGAAGGUGUAUUUGGCGUUGUCUUUUCAGCUACAUGGUCAAACGGUCCUAAUUGGGGAUGGGAUCAAGAAUCAAAUCAAUAUUUCAGAGAAGGAGAAAAGCAAGUUGCGUUGAAAAGGUUAUUUAAUUCUGAUAAGGACGUUACCACAUUAAUACGAGAGAGUUUAACGUGGAAAUCAAGAUUGGAAACGCUCUUGGAAAUAAUUGAAGGUUUAAAUAAAAUUCAUUUGGAAGGUGAAAGAGAUUCUACAGAAUUUGAAGAAGCCGAAAAUGCUCGUCAAAUGAAAAUGAAUAUUGAGAAACCUGUCAUCAUCUCACAUCCUGAUGCUAUUUAUCAAACUAAAUUUUUAAGUUUUACAAAUUUACCCGCACCAAAAAAUUUAAUUUAA
Messenger RNA from Funneliformis caledonium, 1116 nucleotides. NCBI's taxonomy places the organism in Eukaryota, Fungi, Glomeromycota, Glomeromycetes, Glomerales, Glomeraceae. The record is from the annotation of a GenBank genome assembly.